Molecule: messenger RNA, 516 nt
Organism: Zygosaccharomyces rouxii
Lineage: Eukaryota; Fungi; Ascomycota; Saccharomycetes; Saccharomycetales; Saccharomycetaceae
Gene: RPB7
Product: DNA-directed RNA polymerase II subunit RPB7
Exons: 1
Coding region: 1-516 (171 amino acids)
Biological process (GO): transcription initiation at RNA polymerase II promoter; DNA-templated transcription; positive regulation of nuclear-transcribed mRNA poly(A) tail shortening
Cellular component (GO): P-body; RNA polymerase II, core complex
Molecular function (GO): single-stranded DNA binding; single-stranded RNA binding; translation initiation factor binding
Source: RefSeq, a predicted model, not a curated record
AUGUUCUUCAUAAAGGAUUUAUCGCUGAAUAUUACGCUUCAUCCAUCCUAUUUUGGACCAAGAAUGAAAGACUUUCUCAAAACAAAGCUUUUACAGGAGGUGGAAGGUUCGUGUACUGGUAAGUUUGGUUAUAUUCUAUGUGUUUUGGACUAUGACAGAAUAGAUAUCGAAAGAGGUAGAAUUUUACCCACCGACGGAUCUGCAGAAUUUACAGUAAGGUAUAGAGCCAUUGUAUUCAAGCCGUUCAAAGGUGAAGUUGUCGAUGGUACUGUGGUAUCGUGUUCCCAACAUGGGUUUGAAGUUCAAGUAGGCCCCAUGAAAGUUUUUGUCACUAAACACUUAAUGCCCCAAGAUUUAAUGUUUAAUGCAGGUUCAAAUCCUCCAUCAUACCAGAGUUCAGAAGAUGUUAUUACGAUAAAGAGUCGAAUUCGUGUAAAGAUCGAAGGUUGUAUUAGUCAAGUUAGCUCUAUCCAUGCAAUUGGUAGUAUUAAAGAGGACUAUCUGGGAGCAAUUUGA